Messenger RNA from Symbiodinium necroappetens, 699 nucleotides. NCBI's taxonomy places the organism in Eukaryota, Dinophyceae, Suessiales, Symbiodiniaceae. The record is from the annotation of a GenBank genome assembly.
AUGUACAGCAUCCCAGCAAUUGUACUGGAUGAGCUCAUCGAGGAGCAGCGACAGCUUGAAACGCCACUUGGAACCCAACUGAAGGAGCAGUUGGACCUCAUUGCGGGCAACGUGGCAAACCCAAAGUCCACCGGGCCGUAUCUGCUUCCUGCAGCCCUCACGACUCAGCUUCUGGACGCAGCGAUCAACACCGCUGCAGGUCGCCAUCGUGGCUGGGUGUUGAGUGGCUGCCCCUCGUCGAUGGAGGAGGCCACGGCGCUCUUCUUGGAUCUGCCUCCACCGGCUGAGACCGCGGCAGAUCCCAAGAAGAAAGCCAAGCCUGCCGAGGAGACGGUGAUCUCAGAGGAUGCCAAGGUCAAAGAAGGCUUUCAAGUCGACAUGGUCAUUCGUGUGACAAGCGCCGAGGAGGUCUGUUCGGCAAGGGCACAGGCUGCAGAGGGCAAGCCAUUCGUGGAGAAGGAGUUCCAAGCUGCUUCGGACUUAUGGAAGAAGGAUGGCGAUGCCGUAAACGAGUUCUUUGUCGAGCGCUUGGGCGUAGAGCAACUCACUGUUUCGGCCGACGCAGCGGCAGAGGCUGAGAAGGAGAAGCACGAGGAUGCGCUCAAAGCCGCGGAAGAGGCGGAGCAAGAAGCACCUCCUGCACCGGAUCCUGCUGAUUUAGUAGUGCUCGCGCCAGGGUCUCAGUCUUUUUUCGUAUAA